CCAUGGCGUGCAUCAACACGUCCUGUCGCUGUCAGGCGCGUUUUUGGGCACUGUUAUUAUUUGCCUUGACGUCACCACUAUUGUCUUCUGUCUAUUCAGCGACGACGUCCACAAAUACUGGUAGCAUUCAAGCCGUAAACUUGCUCUCUGAUUGCGAGAGCAGUCAGACUUGCGCCCCUUCAUUCUGCACUAAGGUGUCCAAUGCGGCCUGCACAUUUACGCCGUCGACCCUUGACCUAGUGUUAGCCAUUAGCGGCACAGCAUGCAAUCCCAGUUGCACUCAAGCGUCGCCAUCGAACUUUGAACAAUGCACCACUUCGUUCUUCGACAAGCACUUCACAACGUGGACCGGCGUGAAAGCAGCAUACUGCACAGAUAAAUUCUUAGUCGUGCAUUCGGACGGCUCGCCGACCCACACAACCUCUCUGAAUGCGGUGCCGCGGCCACCCGGUGGAGGCUCCGGGACAUACGAAACGUCUUGCGUCACCCGCUCCUUCGCGCAACAAUGGAUGACCUUCAAGGAAAGUACCUCUGUCCUACGCACUCAUGCCGGACGGGUCCUCCAACGCUGGCGGCUUCCUCACAGCUUCUGACCAGCUCGGCCCCACAGCCAACGGAUCCUACAUCCCGCUGCCCAAGGCUGGGCCCACUUCUUUCGCCAUCAACGGCGCCGCCAUCUUCCCUCCCUACAACGACCGUGCCGACAUGGGAGGCUUGCGAGAUUGACAAAUGCAAUGCCCACGUCGGACAAGGCUUUGAUUACCAUUUCCACGGUGACCCGUUCGGCCCCAGUUGCCUCUACAACGCCUCUUCCUAUGGCAGCAACACGCAUCCGCCCCUCAUUGGCUUUGGGCUGGAUGGCCCCUGGCUCUUCGGCAGGUACACGGGCUCCACCCAGCCCGGCUUCUCCGUAGCUCUGGACGCAUGCGGUGGCCACACACACGACAGCCUGCCGUACCACUACCACUCCCAGGUCCUGGCCAUGACCACCAGUGGCGGCGUGCUCAAGGACGUGGCCGCGGGCCAGGCCUACACCGCCUACCCCGCCGGGCCGCUGGGCUGCUGGCGCGGCAAUAUCAGCGCCAUCCCCAGCUUCUGGGACGAGCGCGGCCACACGGCGGCCUACGGCAACCCGCGCGACGCGCCUCCCGCCAUCUCCAGCCGCUCCGACUACGCGCUGCUGCGGCCAUGCUGUGGCAGCACCAGCUACUACCUAGCUCCUGGGUUCAGCCUGAACGGCGCUGCGGCGCGUGUGGCCUCCACCUACAGUGGCGCCGCAACCCCGGCCAUUAGCGACCCAGCUGCAGCCAGCAGUAGCAGCAGCACCACCACCACCACAAGCACCAUGAAUAGCAGUGCUGCAGGUAGCAACCGCCCGCCGCCCGCAAACAGCAGCAACUUGGCUACCCCAGCUGCAGCGCCUGCGGUGAAUGGGUCGUCCCCGCCACCAGCUGGCAAGAACAGUGCUGGCAGCCACGUGCUUGGCAGGGCCGGAGGCAUGCUGAUGGUGGCGUGCGGUAUCUUGAGCCUAAUUAUAUUUGGCCAGUGCUAGAUAGGGAUGUGAUAGACGGGACUUGGGUGCCAUUCAUUGCACUGCGCAUAUGGGUGCGACGUUGACUCUGCAUGGGCUAGGUGUCACGGAAAGGAUUGGGACAGGGGAGGGAAUUGCUUUCAUCUGUGGACACCUUGGACAUGGACGUUGUUGUACUGUACUUCGGCAUCGUAGAAAGGCGGUUAGGGGGACCAUACGCACUGUGCAGGUUUAUCGGCUGGAUACAGUACAGUGGGCACGCCCUGUACCUGUGUAUGAUUGGGUGGCAUGUGCGUGCCAGCUACGUGUAUUAAGUGGGUCUGUCCUUGCCUGGGCAUGGCAAGACACGCGUGGCUCGCUCGCGCAGUGCUGACUGGGUGUUCCAGGGUGUCACGCACUCGGGGCGUCCUAAUCCGGGUGUUUCCGUCCGAACCUGGUACGAACUGGUUCGGACGGUGUGUGUGUAUGUGUCUGUGUGUAUGUGUG
Chlamydomonas reinhardtii is the source of this 2017-nucleotide messenger RNA. RefSeq lists its product as uncharacterized. The coding region runs from base 506 to 1552 and encodes 348 amino acids. The record is from RefSeq and is a predicted model, not a curated record. NCBI's taxonomy places the organism in Eukaryota, Viridiplantae, Chlorophyta, Chlorophyceae, Chlamydomonadales, Chlamydomonadaceae. The transcript has 9 exons.